This is a messenger RNA of Lontra canadensis (Northern American river otter), 1784 nucleotides long. Its product is annotated as UDP-glucuronosyltransferase 2B31-like. The coding region runs from base 30 to 1622 and encodes 530 amino acids. Gene Ontology annotation, molecular function: UDP-glycosyltransferase activity. The record is from RefSeq and is a predicted model, not a curated record. The transcript is spliced from 6 exons. NCBI's taxonomy places the organism in Eukaryota, Metazoa, Chordata, Mammalia, Carnivora, Mustelidae.
UUUGCAAAGAAACAUUGCAUUCCACCAGGAUGUCUACAAAGUGGAUUUCCAUUCUUCUGCUGCUACAGCUGAGUUGUUACUUCAGCUCUGGGAGUUGUGGAAAGGUGCUGGUGUGGCCCACAGAAUAUAGCCACUGGAUCAAUAUGAAGACAAUCCUCGAUGAACUUGUCCAGAGAGGUCACGAAGUGACUGUUCUGACAUCUUCAGCUUCAAUUCUUGUUGAUCCGAGCAAAUCAUCUGCUAUCAAAUAUGAGAUUUUCCCUGCAUCCAUACUUAAAGAUGAUUUGAAGGAUUUUUUCAGCAAAAUGCUCGAUAUGUGGAUAUAUAACUUGCCAAGAGACACAUUUUGGACAUAUUUUUCACAAAUGCAAGAAAUGUUUUGGAAAUUUUCUGACUGUAUUCAAAAGCUCUGUGAGGAUGUAGUUUUGAACAGGAAGCUCAUGACAAAACUACAAGAAUCAAGGUUUGAUGUCAUUCUUGCAGACACCGUUGGACCCUGUGGUGAGCUGCUGGCUGAGCUACUUAAAAUACCUUUAGUGUACAGUCUUCGCUUCUCUCCUGGCUAUGCAGCCGAAAAACAAAGUGGAAGACUUCCUUUCCCUCCAUCCUAUGUGCCUAUUAUUUUCUCAGAAUUAAGUGAUCAAAUGACAUUCAUGGAGAGAGUAAAAAAUAUGAUAUAUGUGCUUUAUUUUGACUUUUGGUUCCAAACAUUUAAUGAGAAGAGUUGGGAUCAGUUUUACAGUGAAGUACUAGGAAGACCCACUACUUUAUCUGAGUUAAGGGGGAAGGCUCAAAUAUGGCUCAUUCGAACCUACUGGGAUUUUGAAUUUCCUCGCCCUCUCCUACCUAAUUUUGAGUUUGUUGGAGGACUCCACUGUAAACCUGCCAAACCCCUGCCUAAGGAAAUGGAAGAGUUUGUCCAGAGCUCUGGAGAAAAUGGUAUUGUGGUGUUUACACUAGGGUCUAUGGUCACUAAUGUGCCAGAGGAAAAAGCCAAUGUGAUUGCGUCAGCCCUUGCACAGAUUCCACAAAAGGUUCUAUGGAGAUUUGCUGGCAAGAAACCAGACAAGUUAGGGCCAAAUACUCGGCUGUAUGAGUGGAUCCCCCAGAAUGACCUUCUUGGUCAUCCAAAAACCAAAGCCUUUGUAACUCAUGGUGGAACCAAUGGCAUCUAUGAGGCAAUCCACCAUGGGAUUCCAAUGGUGGGCAUUCCCUUGUUUGCGGAUCAACAUGAUAACCUUGCUCACAUGAAGGCCAAGGGAGCAGCUGUCAGUGUGGAUUUCCACACACUGUCUAGUACAGAUUUGCUCAAUGCAUUGAGGAUGGUCAUUAAUAACCCUUCAUACAAAGAGAAUGCUAUGAGAUUAUCAAGAAUUCACCAUGAUCAGCCUAUAAAGCCCUUGGAUCGAGCAGUCUUCUGGAUAGAGUUUGUCAUGCGCCACCAAGGAGCCAAACACCUCAGGCCAGCCUCCCAUGACCUCACCUGGUUUCAGUACCACUCUUUGGAUGUGAUUGGGUUCCUGCUGGCCUGUGUGGCAGCUGCUGUAUUUGUCACCACACAGUGUUGUCUGUUUUGUUACCGGAAGUUUGUGAAAACAGGGAAGAAGGAAAAAAAGGAGUAGUUACAUCGGGGGCCUCAAGCUGGUAUGCCUCAUAAAUGGGACUCAUCCAGUUUAUUCCAGCAAGAAGCUGUGAUAGAAGGUUUCUUCCUCCUGUGACAAAAUGACUUUUCACCACUUAGCUUCUCAGAUCAAAAUCUCUUUUCAAGGGAUUUACAGCCUAUU